Messenger RNA from Plodia interpunctella (Indianmeal moth), 3560 nucleotides. RefSeq lists its product as uncharacterized. The coding region runs from base 217 to 1125 and encodes 302 amino acids. The record is from RefSeq and is a predicted model, not a curated record. NCBI's taxonomy places the organism in Eukaryota, Metazoa, Arthropoda, Insecta, Lepidoptera, Pyralidae. The transcript is spliced from 6 exons.
GAUAACGCACGUACGCGCGCUCUCAAAUUUCGGCGAAUUCACUCCCGUUAUUCGAAUUCGGAACGUAAUUUGAAUCGGAGUUGAUAAUGUUAUCAAGGAGCUUUGUGGCCAGUUAUAAAAACUGAUAAUUAAAAAUAUCGUUAUUAUUCGAGUAAAGUUUGAAAGUGUUGUGAUUAUUAUUUUAUUAUUCAGUGAUUUUAGUGUGGAUUUUUUAAAAUGUCGAGGCGUGAGUUCAUAGCGCUUUCAUCGUUGUUCCUACUGUUUUUCGGUGGUGUCACCAGCCUUCGCGACGUGAAGCUCCUGGUUAAGCCACCAGUGGUGAUAAGAAACGGCACAGCUGCAUUAAUCUGUUCCCGGGACAUGCAAGACGCGCCGCUGUACUCCGUCAAGUGGUACCGGGGCAACCACGAGUUCUACAGAUACACCCCGCUGGAGACCCCGCAGACCAGGGUGUUCGGGUUACCUGGGAUUUUUGUCGAUAUGAACAAUUCCACAGGCAGCCAGGUGGUGUUGAAGCAUAUGGACAUUAGUUUAGCAGGCAACUUCAGUUGUGAGGUCACCGCUGACACGUCGUUCGCGACGCAGAUCGCGACAAAGUUCGUUGACGUUGUGUGCCUCCCUGACUUCGGCCCUGUCCUGAAGGCUGACAAGGACCGGUACCAGCCUGGUGAGAUCCUCCGAGCCAACUGCAGCUCAUCUCCAGCCAAACCUGCUGCGAAUCUCACUAUCUAUGUCAAUGGAGAACCGCUAUACUCAUCAGAGACGAGCCUCCAUCCUUCAGAAUCGGGUCUGCUGUGGAGUCGCGUGCACGCUGACAUAAAGGUCGUACCAGACCUUUUCAUCAGCGGCAGACUGCGCGUAGAGUGUGUUGCUACAGUCUACGAUGUGUAUAAGAAGUCAGCUAAGCUGGACUUCUUCACACCUGAAGCUGAUCCCAGGCCUGAGAGAAUAACUCUAAACGGCAGUGCAGCCCGACGUGGUUCCUUCAAUCAGUGGAUUCUCCUAUUUCUGGUCUUCUUCUUGCCAAUGCUCGUGUCUGCUGAAGACUACCUCGACGAUGGAGCAGAUUAUUACGACGACAAAGCUGAAAUACGAAGAGCAGCUUUGACUCUUAUUCACCUUUGAAUAGCUUCUAAAAUAGCUUAAAUCUAGAAUUAAGAUUUUGUGAUUGAACUUGUAAAUGUUACGUUUUGUUUAUUUUAUUUUUUGUUGAAGAUCUUUGUUACAUUAGUUCGACAAAAUGGUGUGACUGAAAGUCUGUUGUGUAAAGGUAAUGGAAUGUUGAAUCGAGGUUUUUAAUUGCUCGUUGUGAUAAACAAAAUGAAUUGCGCCAUUAUGACGCAACGACAACCACACUACAAUGUGAUGGGUUCGCGGUGUCUCACUUCGAAUCGAUUCGAUGGUGAGAAGUGAAAUGCAAACCCGCACUAACCCCUCUGGCGUAGUAAGCGACAAAUCGUGUGACGAUUGUGGCGUACUAUUAUUAAUUUCGUUAUUAAAAUAAAAUCGAGCCUCAUUUUUAUUAACUAAUGAUUAUGUAAAUUACUGUGUAAAAAUAAGUAAUUUACGAACUAAUUUAGGUUUAAGUCCAAUUACAAAUGCUCUUACUUUUUGUUGUUAGGUGUUUUGGUAUCAUUGUCCUAAUCCCGCUUUACAAUAAGACCAUAUGCUUAUGUGGAUGUCGUGGUAGAUGACUAAGGGACAAAGCCUUAGCAUUCCCAGAGAAAGUUGAUGGUAAACAAUACAAGGAACUGGUCAGGUGGUUCUCAGCGCGGCCGUAGAGGUAAAAACACACUCUGGUAUGAGGUUUAUUUUAUACAGAAUAUAUAGUAAAACAUGCAUGUAUGAUGUACAAUACAAUUCAAUAUGCUAUUCUAAAUAAGCGUACCCUACAUAGAUCUUAACACCGCGGUAAUAAGAGUGAAUUUGCAAUGAAUUUGGUAGGUUAAUGUGGCUGCUGAUUGGUACACGCCUUAGUUUUAACGUAAGCUUUGCAACAACAAACCAAAAACUACUUAAGUAACGUACGUAGAAAUAUUUCACGCCACAAAAGAAGUCUUGCAAAUGCGGCGCUACUGUCACUGACGUGGUCCUUUUCGUUAUUGACUGUUCUACAUUACAUGCAGUAUUCUGCCGUAUCUCUCUGGCUAGAGAAGAUUUGCCUAUCAGCUGUUAAGGCUUUGUGCCCCUUAAUCGACUCGUACGACAUCCACGGGAGGACAUAUAGAGUGGUCUUAUUCUAGAGCGCAACCACACAUUUAGUUAAAACACUCAUCAACAAAAUUUUUUUACAUGUAUGGCCAACUGUAUAAAAGAAUGAAUAAGUACCUCAUGGCCAAGUUUCUUACGACAACGUUCACGGAAAAAUAGAAAAAGCAAAUUUUUUUUUUUUAAUUCAUGACCGUUUGGUUAGCUAUCGUAUCGCUCUGUGUUUGGAACGCGAUCUUGUAAGUGAGCUAAUCGAAGUGAUGGUGAAGUGAGUUAAGACGCUGACCGAAUAGUGGUCUUGGAUAGAGGAAAGAAGUGUUGAAAGGCCAGCCAAAAGGCAUCAAAGUCGUACAAUAUGGACUUGAUUAGAACAGGAUAGAGAAUGUUAGCAUAAAAUAUGAAAUACCCAUUGAUAUAAAAGUAUAUUAAAUCUGUGGAAAUACCUGUUCAACAAUGGACAGAAAAGGAUUGCGAUAUUUUUUGCACGUAGCUCCACUUAUAUAAAGGGUAACAUUUUACACUAAGCUAAUAUUCAUAGACGGCGUUAUGUUUGCAUAAAUGUCACUCUGACAGCAUGUCAUAUAAAUGUCAAUCUGACAGCUCGCCAUAUAAAUGUCACUCUGACAGCACGCCCGUACUUUUUUUUUGACACGCCAUAUCUAAAUCUAAAGUCUCGUCACGACGUUUUUAUUUUUUUUCCCAAAUAUAUACGAAGAAAUUAGGAGCCCAGACAAUAUGUUUUUUUAAAUUAAACUAUAAGCUUCCUGUUUUUUUAUAAUAUUACAGUAUAGUUGAUCGGUCUCCGAGGUCUGCAUGGUUGAGACAUCGGGAAUUUGCUCAGAUAAGCGACAUUACACAUACAUAUAGUACCUACAUAUGAAACUAAGUUGCUUCCUGCUAUCUGUCUGUCCCUAUUGUAUGCUCAGAUUUUUAAAACUACAAGUUUUUUAAUAGGUAAUGUGAUUCGUCAGGUAGGUUUGUGUCUAUAAAUUAUUAUGGUUUUACCCGAGCGAAGCCGGGACGGGCCGCUAGUAGUACAUAUAAAACAAAGUCGCUUCCCGCUGUCUGUAUGUAUAAUUUUUUAUGGUAAUACACGAGCGAAGUCGGGACGAGCUGUAAAUACUUUAACUACAUAUCUAAGUUUGUUUUAAAAAUUACAAAAAAAAAACCUUUUGCUCUACACUUUUAUUAAUUUGGAUGUCACGUUUUAAAAUCUCAUAAAGAUAAAAAUAAUCGUACCUGCUAAGUAUAGUUCAUAAACACCUUCAUUUUAAAUGUAAAACACGAAUAGUAUUUAUCUAGUUAGCAAUUACAAUUAUCCAAAGACUUUUGUUAUCAUCUUGUAAAUAAUA